UCUGCGGCCCCAGCAGAGGGCUCUGGGGCCGGGGCGGACGGGAUGUUGCGGGCUGUGCGGGGCUGGGCCGGCCGGACUCGCCCCCCGCCGCAGCCCCUCGCCGCCGCUCGCCCCGUGGGCCGGGUUAUGUAAGCGGGCGCCCCCGAAGCAGCGGCAGCCGCAGCAGCAUCUGCGGCGUUCCCGCCCCUGUCUCCGCCCCGCUCCCAGCGCUAGAGAGGCAGGAGGCGGCAGCGGCAGCGCAAUAGAGCAAGUUUUGUCUCCUACGAGGGGGCGGCGAGGUCCCACGGCCCUCGGCAGUGCCGGCACCAUGGCCGCGGCGCCUCUGGGGCGGGCAGCAGCUCCCGCCGCGGCGGCAGCGCCUCGCUGAGCUCCCCGGGCAGCGGGAGCGGCCGCCUCCGCCGCCCCUCCGGGCCGCCCGCCCGCCCGAGAGCGGCGGUCCCCCGGCACGGCCCGGCCCGGCGCGGCACCAUGUGGGGCGGGCUGCACCCCCAGCCCGGCUUGCGCGGCUACAAGGCGGGCUCAGAUUAUUCCUCAGUGGGAUGGUUACCUGGUACUGAAUCCCUGUGGCAGAGCACAACGAUUUCAUCAAGCAGUCAAAGCAAUCCUGUCCGAAGACACAGUAUAGCUUCCGACAGCGGGGACACUGGGAUUGGUACCUCCUGUUCUGAUAGUGUGGAAGAUCAUUCAACUUCAAGUGGUACAUCCUCAUUUAAGCCCAGCCGAUCACUGGUUUCCAUUCCCACUGCCCAUGUGAUGCUGUCUAAUGCCAGCUCUUCACUUUCCAAACACAGGGAAGCUUUCAAGUCUGAUGGCUCAAAAUGGAGCACAAGCUUUGUACGGUCAGGAGGAGGCAGAAAUCAGGGUUCACUGGACAACUCCCUUGACAUGAAAGAUGCAAGACCUGUGAGAAAAUGGUCCUCCUUGUCUAAACUCAGCUCACCAAAUACCUUCAGCCAAGAUGGUAGUAGUCAUUUGAUGGAAUACAGGGCUGGUACAGACAAAGCCAUGUCACCACAAUUAAGGACAAAUGGGCCAAGUUGUUUGCAUGACAGCAUGGAGUUGCUAAAAAUUGAGGACAUAGAAAUGGGGAAAAAACGAUCUUCUCUACUGGACUGCAAAUAUAAAUUUGAAACGUGCAGCAAAGAUGAUUUUGUUUCAGAUUCCCCAAGUAGGAGACAUGCCUUAGACUUGACCUACAGUGCCUUACCUGAAAGCAAACCUACAGCAGCCAGUUGUGAGGCUUUCGGACAGAGAUACGCAACACUGGGACAACAGGCUGUGAGUGGAGCUCCCAUACAGCCGGCAGUGAGGACUCAAAUGUGGCUUAAGGAGCAGCUCCGUGCAAAUCCCCUGGACUGCAGGCCUGCCGAGGAGCCCUACGGUGUAGCUGCAUGGCAUGUGCAGCAGCCUGAAGAUUUUAGAAUAGGAGGUGAACAGCCUGUGCAGGUUUCACCUGGAACAUCUCGUCCAAGUUACCCAGCUACCAGCUAUCAGGACUCCAGCAACUGGGAAUCUCUAAUGAAAAUUAAAGAGGGGCUGCUAAGACAGAAAGAGUUUGUGAUUGAUCGGCAAAAUCAGCAAAUUAACAGUUUACAUCAGAAGAUAAGGGAGAAUGAAUUACGAGCUCAGCAUGCAAGACUGAGCCAUCUUGUGAACUGCGAAGAACCUUACGUGGCUAAUUUACAGCAACCACAGUAUGAGAGCACACUGCUGCAACCUCACAUUUCAGAAAGAUCAGCCUCCCACCUUGAGGAGCUUGAGCGAAAGAUUGCAGCAGCUGAGAAUAAGGAAUUACAACUCAGUGAAAUUGUAAAACAACUUUCAAACAAAUCUAGUGAGGAGAAAAAGAAGAUGGAGGAGAAACUUAAAACUAGAGAUCGAUAUAUUAAUAGCCUGAAAAAGAAAUGCCAGAAGGAGUCUGAGCAAAACAAAGAAAAACAAAGACGAAUUGAAACCCUAGAAAAAUACCUGGCUGACCUACCAACACUGGAUGAUAUAGAAGGGCAGACUAAACAGCUGCACAUUCUAGAAGAGAAGAACAGGCAACUUCAAGAAACUAUGGCUGAGUUAGAAAAGAAGCUCGGCGAGGCCCGGUCGCAGUGCAGAGAGAGAGAAUUACAGCUGGCAUCUCAGAAGAAAAAAGAAAAAGAGCUGGUCACAACAGUGCAGAGUUUACAACAGAAAGUAGAAAAAUGCCUGGAAGAUGGUAUUCGGCUUCCUAUGUUGGACACGAAACAGCUUCAGAGUGAGAAUGAAUGUCUUAAAGAGAAGAAUGAGAAAGCCAGUAAGGUCAUAGACAAUCAGCAAAAUCAGAUAGCUGGACUGAUUUUAGACAUGCAGUCUAUGCAAGAGAAGCUUUCGCAAGAAAAGUUGAUAAUUCAGAAGAUGACAAAUGAGCUUGAGGAAAAAGAAAGGAAUAUAGAGCAGUUGAAUAAAACUCUCUCUGAAAACCAAAGACUGAUGGAAGAGAAUGCCUGCCUGAAGGAGCAGAUGCGGCUGGUGGAGCAGUCCAGGCAGCCAGUAUCUGAGAAGAUGCCUAUAGCAGACCAGUUGUUCAAGGAAAUGUCCCAUUGCUUGUUUGACUUGAAAGCACUGUGCAGUAUUCUUACCCAGAGAGCUCAGGGCAAGGAGCCUAACCUUUCCUUACUGCUGGGAAUCAGAUCACUGAGCUGUUCAGCUGAAGAGAGUGAAAAUUACCACAGCACAGAAACUCUUUCAAAGAAGCUCUUGGACGUUUGUCAGUUACGGAAGGAUAUUGAUGAAUUGAGGACUAUAAUGUCAGACCGUUAUGCUCAAGACAUGGGGGACAAUUGCAUUACUCAAUGACAAAACUUCAUCUAGUAGAAAACGACUUACUAAAUCCUGCUGUGUCACAGGUCUUUUCAUUUCUACUAAGGAGCCAUAUUGGAAGGCUGCAAAUAGCCCCAGACAUGCACCUGUGAGGGCUGCGUAUAAUUAACCUUGGGAGUCUGGUCUGGAGGGGAGAGUCAGCAUUGAACAGAGUGGUACAAACUGCAAGAAAUCUUUUCUCCAAACUACUGAAUGUAGGAACAAGCUGUGAAGAAUGAUUCAGUUGGACACUCUGUUUCCUUCAUUAGGGCUCGUUUCAUUACUUCACCUAGUUUUUGGAAUCAGAGCUUCAAAACAGCCGUGCUGCUACUGCUCUCAGUCCUUUCCUUCAUCAAGGGUUUGUGUGGCAUUAUAUGUGUUCUGAUAUUAGAGGAGAAGGUCGAAGGACCUGUAGCUGUAUGUGGUGAAGCCAGAGGUUUCUGCCACUGCACUUCACUCUAAGAAUUGCAGUUGGAACAAUCUUGGAGCACUACAAAAAGUAGUUGCUAUCCAAGUUGUCUAAAAAUAGGAAUAUAGGAAAGAUGGUUUUAGUAAUGGAUUGUUUGUCCAAUAGCAGAAAACCCCCCAAGUUUAACUCCUUUAUGCAAACAAGUCCAUAAAAUAUAACUGUAUCAGGUUGUUUGAAGUGCUCUCACAUUGCUGUAAGAAGUUUCAGUAAUAUGAAGUCUGUGACAAACCCAGAGAAGCUAUAAGACAUGAAACUGCAGCACAGUACAUGGCUGCAGGAAAACAAACAAACAAACAAAACAACCAACAACUGUACUUUGGUGUUUGUAUUAACUUUUUCCUUAGGUCCUCUCCAUUUUAAAAUGUGGCUGGUCUGUGUUCUGUUGCUGAAGGCCUCUGAUGAGUAUUUAACUGAAGAAAACAAAAACUUGUGAAGAGCAAAACCACUUCCAAAACACACUGUUAAGAAAAAUACGUGCAUCACUUACGUGUGUGGGACUAAAAGAAGGUUUCAGAUGCUUUAAAAUGCAAGUCAGUCAACUUACCCGUAGUGGGGAUACCAGCAGAAAUCUCUUAGAAAGCUUAGCAGUUAGAACCAAGAAAAUUCUAGGGUAACAUUUUUAUGGCAAAAGUGUUAGUAUCUUCUGUUUUCUGAUUAUAUUUGUGUUAAUGGAAAAAAGUGGUAAAGCAACAUAUACUGGUUACCAGUUUUAACUUGGUGAUAUUUUGCUUUCUGUCAAUUGUUAAACAGUUACCAUUAAUGUUGUUUUUAUAAUUUAGUGGUUUAUUUUUUUUAACUAUAUGCAUUUAUUUAUUUCACAGUUUUCUCUAUCCUGAAACUACACUUGGACUAAUUUGCGAAAAAUAACGUUGCUAUUUAUAUUACUGCUACAUGGUGUUUCCAGAUAGAUUAAUCUGGUUCAGCUUCUGUGAGCACUAAAACAGUGUCUAGAGGAAAUCGCAAGUGAAAUUGUCUAGUGUCUACUUAAAGGAAAAGAAAUGAGGCCAUUUUAUUUUAAAUUUCUAUGCUCUUUCUGUAUGCACGCUGCAAUCUCUCCACAAGGGUGCAAUUUCCUCUGGUUUUCCUUGUCCUUCUCAAUGCUGUGAUGGAGGUGGAGUUGGAAAUAUGAGUGUGCUCUUCUCAUUGAUGUAACAAGUUUUGUCAUGAUUGGGGAAAAGGUCUUCUGAACUAAUGUGCAUUUUAGACUGCAAACAGAUCAACAGUAAUUAUCUAAAGGGGUGAUUUAUUCUGGAAGCACAUUAGCAGUAUUAAUUCCACAUUAAUACACAUCUUCCACAUUGAAGGUGUACUUUUUUUUACUAGUGCAAAACUGAAGACAAGGAACUUUGUACAAAUGGGCUGGCAUGGUUUUCUGUGCCUCUGACAGUAUUAUUGGCUUUUGUAACUAAAGCCUCAGCUCGUUCCUUUGGUGUAGUUUGCUGGUUUUGGUCCUGCAGUGAAGCAGUAGUCUUCAGUUUAUGGCAUCUGUCUCCUACCAGAAUUCAACAAUAGCAUUUCAGAUAAUAAAUGAGAAGCAUUAGGGAGAGAGGAAACACCUAAGUUACACAUUGUUGUUUGUUUCCUUAAAUGGCAAUGUUGUACCUAUAAAAAUUUACCAAGCAACACUUUUUCUAAAUUUGAUGAAAAUAACAAGGAGGUUAAUAGAGCAAUUAGAGAGGAGCAGGAGAUCUUUUUUUGAACUGUUAAGCUUGUCACUUGGCUGGUGUGCCUCCAGUGUCCCUCCUGUUAAAGGGUGAUACUGUACUGAAAGCUGAGAUCAGUAAUUUAUGUUUGCAGAGCACUUCAGUUUUUAUGGUCUUCGAGUAUUAGUUGAAAGUUUCUCUGGAAGGAGGUCUCAAUUUAUUUGUAAUACUUUGAUUGCAGCGCUGUAAUCUUGCAUUGUGAUGUUUUUCUUACAGAACCUGUAAUAUUUAUGUUGACUUUAAAGCACUUGAUUUUAAAACCCCGUGAGUUUAUCUGCCUCAGUCAAAUUAAAGUAGGGAGGUAAAUGAUGGAUGUAUGAGCCAAAGAUGCAGACUACCAACUGACUGUCUACAGUGAUGCAGUAUUUUGCUUUGAUUCCUUAAAAUUUGGCCUGUUGUAGUGGUAGCAAUUACUAUAUAUGCAUCAGUUUACAGAUGCCUCUAAAUGGAAUAAGCUUUGUCUAAGAUAUGCAUGACUGUUUAAUUGGUUAAAAUGUAGUGUGUGUGUGGUGUCAUUCAGCUUAUUUAAUACAGAGUUGAUUAAAGAAUGUUAACAUUGGAAUUGCUUAGAUUUAGUCAUGACAACUUUUUGCUGUAGCUGUUAGACAAUCCCAAGGGCUGAAAAACAACCGCAGGUGAAUGGAUACUGUACCAUUCUAGGUGUCAGCAAAUUUGUACAGUAACAUUUUGUAUAGUUUCAGAUUGAAUUUAUAUGAUCCUCCAGAAGAUAUUUACAGUAACUACUGUAUUUAAGAAUGUACUUUGAAAAAGACACGGCAAGUAAGUGUCUUCGGACAAGCUGUAGAGGAUGCUAUGUAUUUACUAUAUAGAAGUAACGCAGCUCAGUUGUGUAAAUGUGAUUUAGGUUGCUGGCCUCUGCUGUGCAGCUUUAUGGUGUGAUAGUUGUGUGAAAUUGUGGAGAUUGCUGUAACCACCCACUCAGGCUCCAGCAUUUGAAGCUGCUGGUGGUCCAGAAGUCAUUACAAGAGCUGAAAUUCCAUCCUUUUCACUUCAAAAGGUUUCCUUCCUUCCUUUGCCCUCGCAGCCCACCUUUUCUUUCAAAUGUUCUUUUGGACGUUUUUCUUGCAGGGUAAGAGCACAAGGAAAGGAAGAAAGCAAACCCUGUCCUCCACAACCUGGUGUCAUAGCGUGGGCAGUGAUGGCACACUGCAGUCUCUCUGCAAGGGCACAAUUUGCUCCAGUUCUCCUUGUCCUUCUCAGUGCUAUAAUGCAGGUGGAGUUGGAAGUAUAAUUGUGCUCUUCUCACUGAUGUGACGAGUUCUGUCAUGAGUGGGAAAAAGAUCUUCUGAACUAAUCUGCAUUCUUAGACUGCAAACAGAUCAAUGGUUAUUAUCUACAGGGAUGAUUUAUUCCAGUAGCUAAUUAGCAAUAUUAAUUCCACAGCUGCAUACCUUUGUGCCUUUUUUGCCUGAAGUAAGUGUAUAUUCCCCUCGAAUUUUAAAUAAGUUUUUAGGAUGCUGAUGACUGCACCUUCUUUUCUUCUCACCUGCCAUUACUUUGUUAAUAAGCUUUUGUAGUAAGAACUCUUGCAUAAUGUCUAGAAACAGAAGUACUUAAACUAGGUACUAGGUGUACACUUUGAAUGUUAGGCUGGUUGUAGUAUGCAGCUUUUUUGAAUAUGAUGCGUGAGCAGGAAACACAAAUAAUGUGUUUGUGUAUAUUAAUUAAGUGUAUCAUUAGUUCAGUGGGGAGGAGUGUCUGGAGCUCUCUUCUAAAAGCACAGCUGACAUAUGUACUGGAUCAGUCCCUGAAGACUGGUAGUUUUGUAAAUUGGGUUCAAUUUUUGAACCGCUCAGAAUACCUCAUAUGUAAAUAGAGUUGUCAUGACUUAAUCACAAUGUGUUCAUUGUAAAAAGUAAAGGAGCCACUGGCUGGCUCAGCUUUAGGCUUGUUGUUCUUGCCUCUUUUUGUAAUUUUUUUUAAAGUAGGGUUUACAGCUAGAAUUUUGAAUGCCAAAGUUCUAUUUAUUGAAUAAUAAUAAAAGUUUUCAUUGUUAAUGACUGGUAUUUUUCCACUGGAAUUUGUUUGUUGAUGUUUGGGAUUUGUAUCCGCAGAGCAGAAAUAAAUUUUGUUACAAAAGUAAA
Pipra filicauda (Wire-tailed manakin) is the source of this 7106-nucleotide messenger RNA. RefSeq names its product centrosomal protein 85 like (gene CEP85L). NCBI's taxonomy places the organism in Eukaryota, Metazoa, Chordata, Aves, Passeriformes, Pipridae. Bases 469 to 2826 code for a protein of 785 amino acids. The record is from RefSeq and is a predicted model, not a curated record. The transcript has 13 exons. Gene Ontology annotation, cellular component: centrosome.